This is a messenger RNA of Trypanosoma grayi, 2469 nucleotides long. Its product is annotated as glucosidase. The transcript has a single exon. The coding region runs from base 1 to 2469 and encodes 822 amino acids. The record is from RefSeq and is a predicted model, not a curated record. NCBI's taxonomy places the organism in Eukaryota, Euglenozoa, Kinetoplastea, Trypanosomatida, Trypanosomatidae. Gene Ontology annotation, biological process: N-glycan processing; carbohydrate metabolic process. Gene Ontology annotation, molecular function: alpha-glucosidase activity; carbohydrate binding.
AUGACGGGAAUUUUGUUCUGGGGCUUCCGAUACGAGCUGCCGAUGCUGCUGCUUCUGCUGCCUGCGGCUGUAUUGCUUGCGACAGGGAGCGUAAGCGGCCAUGAAAUUGCAAAGGUGGAUUCUAAAGCUUCUCUAGACGUUUCUGACUACGGUAAUGGCAUUUUGCGGCUUAAAUUGAGGCCACAAACGGAAUGGUAUUACGAAGUCGAGAAUGUCGUGGUACGGGACCCGGAGAGUGGACGGCUUGACUCAAGCUGCACGGCAGCCAGCUGCACCGUUCGAAGCGGGCCGUGUGUCAUGACAACGAGCGUCGUAGAGGAUAUUUUCCAGGCGGCAUACCACUGUGGCGGUUCCCAUUUUACAUCCCUGAAUGUAUCGCUGGCCACUCUGGAUGCGCCGUCUGUGACGUUUGCUUUUCCCUCCGCCCGGCGCCUCUACGGUGUCCCCGAGCACGCGAUGGAUUUAGCGCUCCAUGAAAAUGUGACGUAUGACAUGUAUAACACGGACUCUUUUCAAUACAAAAUCGACAAUCCACAGUCGCUUUACGGUACAGUCCCUUUCCUUCUCGCUCAUUCUGCAACGGCCUCCACGGGUGUGCUUUUCCUCAACAGUGCUGGCAUGACACUGCAUGUGCGAUUCGGUGAGACAGUAGGGUGUACAUGGAACGCGGAGGCUGGUGUUGUCGACUUGUUUUUAUUUCCUGGACCGACGCCAGCAAAAGUACAGCAGCAACAUGCCUCCAUCACAGGUGCCACCAUGCUGCCGCCGUACUUCAGCCUGGGUUAUCAUCAGUGCCGUUGGAACUAUCGCAACACUAACGACUGUCUGAGUGUCGAUCAGGGCUUUGACCGGCACAACCUGCCGUACGAUACCCUGUGGCUCGAUAUUGAACAUACAGACGGCAAGAAGUACUUUACCUGGGACAAACAUAACUUCCCUGAACCUGCGGUGCUUGUCAAGGCUCUGGCAUCGAAGGGACGAAAACUCGUCACUAUCAAGGACCCACACGUCAAGCGUGAGGCUGGUUAUCAUGUGCAUGAGGAAGCGGUGAAAGGCAAUCAUUAUGUGAAGGGGUCAGACGGGAAAAGCGACUACGAGGGUAAAUGCUGGCCCGGGCUGAGCUCAUGGGUUGAUUUUUACAACAAGCGAACAAGAGACUGGUAUGCCUCACUCUUCCAUCAUGACCGCUAUGAGGGAAGUAGUCACGACGUACAUACAUGGGUAGACAUGAACGAACCAUCAGUGUUCGAGGUCCCUGACAAGACGAUGUCCCGCGACGCCAUGCACACUAGUGACAGUGGUAGGCUGGUUUCGAACAAGUACGUACAUAAUAUGUACUCAUUCUUCAGCGUGAUGACUGCUCACCAAGGACACAUUGAGAGUAGUAAGGGUCUUGAGCACGCCAUGCGGCCAUUUAUUCUAACGCGGAGUUUCUUCUCCGGUUCACAGCGUUAUGCAGCAAUGUGGACUGGCGACAACAUGGCACACUGGGAUCACUUCAAAAACUCUUUCCCAGAGUUGUUGUCUAUCUCAGUGUCAAACUACGCAUUCUGUGGUGCUGAUAUAGGCGGAUUUCUCUAUGAACCGGAUGAGGAACUCUUUGUACGAUGGAUGCAAGGUGGUGUAUUUUACCCAUUUAUGCGAGCGCACGCACACUUGGAGACUAAGCGGCGUGAGCCGUGGAUGUUCAGCGAAGCUGCAACGGAUCGUAUUCGCGUUGCGUUGGCGCUUCGCUACUCUCUCCUACCGUAUCUGUACACGCAGUUCUUCCUCAGCCACAAGACAGGAUCCACUGUUUUGCGCCCACUCUUCUACGAGUUCCCCCACGAUGAGACACUGUACGACGAACAAUACACGUUCAUGUUCGGGCCCUCGCUCCUCGUCUCGCCUGUGCUCGAGCGGGGCGCGAAGGAGAAAGUCGUUACGGUGCCUGCGGGGGCUGUGUGGUAUUCAUACACCACGGGUGAGGUGGUGCCGCCCGGCCCCCUGCACAUGGCGGUUGACAUGGACACCAUUCCGCUCUUUCUGCGCGGCGGUCACAUCAUACCGGCAAAGCUGCGUCUGCGGCGUGGCACGUACAGUGCCCAGCAUGAUCCCUUCACACUCUACAUCGCGUUAAACGAGCGUGGCAAUAGCGACGGGGAUCUUUUUAUUGACGACGGCGAGUCCUUCGCUUACGAAUCGGGGGCUUACAUUCAUCGCCGGUUCUCCUUCACAGAGAACCGUCUCACAUGUACGGCACAUCCUGAAGCCAUGCAAUCCUCCACAUUCUCCACUGUGCGAAACAGAGUGGAGCGUGUUAUCAUAUUUGGUUACCAAGGUCGACCCAAGCGCGUUAUUGUGGAAACAGCAGCGCAGUCGCUCCUUGUUGGACAAGAAAUUGAGUACGAAUUGCAAGGCGGGGCACUGGUUCUGCGCAAACCCGACUUGCCUGUUAUGGAUGAUUGGAGUAUCACAUUGGAGCAAUAA